GGGAGUCGCUUCGUUCGCGUUCCUGGUCCGCUUCGAGGACUCCGCCGCCUCUCCCCGGGAUUCUCGCGACCGAGCCGAAGAGGGACGCGUCGAGCAUGCGCGGAGACCGGGGCGCCCGGGCGAAGUGGACCCGCGGCUGCCGGCCGCGUCGAUAACGGGGCAUGCGCGCUGCGAGGGACGUCCCGGAGCGUGCUGAUCCCUCGCGGGCGGCGCGGCCGCGGCCACGCUGGCCGCUUGACAGCUGUCAGUCGGCGAGGUGACAGCUGCCAAGAAGUGACCGGCCCACCCCCCACCAGCACAGUGACGCCAAUCACAGUGUAGUGCGCGGGUUUGCCCCACUAAAAAUAACUCCAAGUGCUCCGUCGCUGUCAACUUGACAGCCUCUGUCCCCCGCUGUCAAAGUUACCCAUAGCGGUCCGUGAAUCGGUGCCCCCCAGGAGGCAUGCCUGGCGAGGGGGACGCUCCAUUACGCGCCCUCCUAGGCAAGCCUCUUGACAGCUGUCAACUCGCGAGGUGACAGAUGCCAACAGCUGCUCCGAAGCGCCGAUCAUUUGGACACUCGAGAAGAGGUCCACUUGCUGCGUCUUCGGGGAGUUUCGCGACGAGGGAGGAGAAUCUCUACCCUGGGCGGGCCAGAAGGAGACGGAGACUGUCCGGGAGGCCGCAGUCGUGGAUUUCGAUGUCCUGGGCACGAUGGCAGGGGGGGCGCUGUCGGACGAUGCCCCGAGGCCCGUCAGCAUAGUGCAGGUCGACGGCGCCGUCGUCCUCGAGGACUGCCAAGAUGGCGGCCAGGGGAACCAAGAUGGCCGCCAGGCCGAGGGCAACCAAGGUAGCCGCGGUGCGCGCGCAGAGGGCAACCAAGGUGGCCGCCAGACGCGCUCCUUCGCCUCGGCGGAGGCCCAGACCGAGGCGCCGACCACGCCGCCUACCGUCGACCCCGAGGAGGCGCGCACCGCCAGGAGGCGCGACCGCAGACCACGCAGACACCAUAGACGCGCCCUGAGGAGCUGCUCCGUGCCCCCGACCUACUUCGGAGGGGCCUGCGUGGGCGGCGGCGCCCCUGCCGUCCCCCUCGUCCCUCCGGUCGGCGGCUUCCUGCACCCCCCGCCGCCCCACCUCGGACUCAGGGGACUCAGCCUGGGACUGCCCUUUCCUGUGCCCGCCAGCGUCUCCGCCUUCGGCAGGGACGCAGUGCCGAAGCAGUGCUGCGGCCUGGGGUCGCCACCGGUACGCUGGUCCAUCCUUGGGGUCGGCAUCGGGGGCCUCGUCUGUGCAGGGGCCGGCGCCCUCCUCGGCGCCCUCAGGGCGACCGGCAGGGACCACAUCGCUGUCGCCCUCCUCAUGAUCGGUAUCGGCGUGGUCUUGGUGACGGUGAGCGCCGUGGCAUGGCGAGUAACCAGCAGGGAGAAUUGCGGCUUCUUCGGCUUAACUGGGAUCUCCACCAGGAUACCUCCUGCCAGACCCAUGCACCCAUACGCCGCCAUGAUUUACCCGGAGUUCCAGUUCAGGACGCCGCCGCCUAGUUACCAGGCCAGCAUGCAGGAGUACAGGCUGAGGCUGCUGCUGCUGGACCGACUGCAGCCGACCUCAUCGCCGCCGCCGACGUACAGGUCGAAUGCAGGGAGCGUUGUGGCUCCGGGGACGACGAGGGAAAGUAGACCUCCAAGUUAUUGCGGCAGGACCAACGUUGCUCCCUGUGCGGGAUUGGCGCCUUCGAAGAAGGACGCGAACCUCGUGCGAAUCGUACAGACCGAGUCCGAGCCCGUUAUUCUGAACGGGAACCAAACUCCUCCCGUGACCGUGGUCGAGGUGCUCGCCCACCUCUAGCCGCGUACGGGGAAACGCGUGUUCCGGAGAUGCCGGUGGUGGUACCUGUCGGCUCGUCGUGAUUGGCUGCCGAGCGAUGCGCAGAAACCUGCGCGAGAAGAAGAGGAUGCGCGAGUGCGCCUUGUCUUCCGCCAUAUUUGUACUGACUCGCGACUUAAGAGGUUAUGCGAGAUGCAGUUGUUGAACGUUUAUUUAUUGCAAACGGUGAAUUGUUUGGCGAGAUGCGACCGGAGACAAGAAUUGCGCAGUUCUGACCACAACCACAGGAUCCUUUUGUACCUUUCUAGGUUAUGUCGAUCUUCGAUGUUAACCUUGAAAUACGACCGGAACCGGCUGUCAAAGGACCGAUGAACUCUCGAAAUUUUCUCGCUUUCUGCGUGAGAAUGUGACUGUUCGAAGAAUUUCAAUGUGUUGAAAAUUAUUGGGACUGUGAGGUUAUGUAUAGGUUAGUAGAGAAAUUCUGCUGGGCCUAGACUGGGUUCUUGUCUUCGGUGAGCCACACGAGUUGUGAGUGAACGUGGCUUGUGUAUUUUGCAGACUGCGCAGAUAUUAAGCAUUGAUGUACAAGUACUGGUAUUUUUGUAAGCUGAGGGCCAACGUCUUGGUAUUGGCUCGCAGUCCUGCUGACUGCGAGUGGUAAUAAUACUUCCGAACGUGCUCCACGUGUGAAACCAAACUCGCAAUGAUUCGUGAUUAGACACGUAGUUCCUUAAUACGGUAGAAGAAAACUUGUAUAAUGAGAAUUAAUAAAGUAUAUUUAUCUGAUUA
Messenger RNA from Orussus abietinus, 2595 nucleotides. RefSeq lists its product as uncharacterized. NCBI's taxonomy places the organism in Eukaryota, Metazoa, Arthropoda, Insecta, Hymenoptera, Orussidae. Bases 694 to 1827 code for a protein of 377 amino acids. The record is from RefSeq and is a predicted model, not a curated record. The transcript has 6 exons.